AUGUCAUCUUCAAACAAUAUCUAUCAUAUUUUAGAUGAUCUUGUAAAGAUGGUAAUUCGUGCUUUUUACCCCGAUGAAUAUGCUGUUAUUAUUGAUGGUCUUUUAAGAGAAAAGAAACGUAUUAAAGAUGAAGAUUUAGCAUUAAGACUUCGUAUUCAACAAAAAUAUGUAAGAAAGAUAUUAAUGGAUCUUAAAGGUGAUUCAAUGGUAAAGAGUUCAGAUGUAAAAGUAGAAGCAAAAGGACCAAAUGAAAGAGGUAGUACCCAUCUACUUUGGUAUAUAGAUUAUAAACAUAUCAUUGAUAUUGUAAAAUAUAAAUUAUACAUGUUUAGAAAGAAGAUGGAAUCUGUAAAAGUUCAAAAAAUUGACGUUCAAACUUAUAAAUGUCAAACAUGUCAUAAAGUAUAUACAGCAUUAGAUAUUCCAAAAUUAUUAAAUAUGGACACUGGUGCAUUGGCAUGCGAAAUUUGCGAUGGCGAAUUAGAAGAGGAAUUAAAUAAUGAAUCAUUAACACAAACUGCUAAACAUCAAUCUGAUUUGUUUAGUCAAUUAAGAAAAAUUAUUGAACAAUUAAAGAAAACUGAAGGUCAUAAUAUACCUUUAUUUGCAAGAGAUUUAGCAGAUUUAUCAGCAGAUCAAGGUCCAUCUUAUACAAUUAAUACCAAUUCAUCAUUAGGUAUGGGUCCAAAACCAUCUGCAUUUCCUGUUGCACAAGGUGCUGCAACUUCUCAUCAUAUAGAUCCAACAAAUGAAAAUAUAGAAUUUCAUGUUGAUAUUUUAGAUACUGAUGGUAUAGAAAUUAAUAAAGCAGUAGUUAAAAAAGAAAAUAAAAAAACAGGAUUAGCAUCACUUCCACCUUGGUUAUUGCCAAGUAAUUCAUUUAAAAAUAGAAAUGUUAAGUCGAAUUCAAUCUUGAACAAUAAUCAACAAACUCAAACCUCAACCAACGAACAACCUACUGCUGUUAAAGAACAAAUUAAAAUUGAUCAAGAUUUUUAUAUAAAUUAUAUUAAAACUCAUUAUCAAGAAUGGGAGAGUGCUCCUGAUAGUGGUGAUGCUGAUGGUAAUGGUAGUAAUAGUGGUAGUGGUGGUUCAACCAUUGAAGGUAAUGAUGGUGGUAAUGGUGAACAUCAAAAUAAAAAAAUGAAAUUGGAUGAUUCACAAACCGUUUCUUCAAUGUCACAAUCGGAUGAUGAUGGUAAAGAUAUUUUAGUUAGAGUCGGUGAUAACUUAAUACCAAUCACCAAAAUCACAGAACAUGACCAAGAGUUAAUGUCUAAUCAAGAAUAUGAAGAUUAUAGUCAUGCACUCUAUUCAUAUGCUUCCAAAAAUGUUUUCGAUCAUCAAUAUCAAAGUUUAAUGUCAAAUUAA
Messenger RNA from Dictyostelium discoideum AX4, 1371 nucleotides. It is a transcript of the gene gtf2e1-1, whose product is annotated as transcription factor IIE. Bases 1 to 1371 code for a protein of 456 amino acids. Gene Ontology annotation, biological process: transcription initiation at RNA polymerase II promoter. The record is from RefSeq and is a predicted model, not a curated record. NCBI's taxonomy places the organism in Eukaryota, Evosea, Eumycetozoa, Dictyosteliales, Dictyosteliaceae. The transcript has 5 exons. Gene Ontology annotation, cellular component: nucleus.